Molecule: messenger RNA, 162 nt
Organism: Batrachochytrium dendrobatidis JAM81
Lineage: Eukaryota; Fungi; Chytridiomycota; Chytridiomycetes; Rhizophydiales
Exons: 1
Coding region: 1-162 (53 amino acids)
Source: RefSeq, a predicted model, not a curated record
AUGUCUUCAUUUCGAGAAAAAGCCAUCAAGAUCAUUAAAGUGACUGUCGGGUCUACUGCUCUUGGAGUUUUGAUUAUUGGUAGUGGAUACACAAUUAUGAGAACAACCACUCCCAGCAGUGAAGAGAUGCAUCGGGCAAGUGUUUUCCAAUCCAACUAUUGA